AUGGGCCCCCGUACCGACUCCUCAUGCUGCUGCCAGGCCCGUAAUCUGUCAUGGGCCCCUGUACCGCCUCCUCAUGCUGCUGCCAGGCCCGUAAUCUGCCAUGGGCCCCCGUACCGACUCCUCAUGCUGCUGCCAGGCCCGUAAUCUGUCAUGGCCCCUGUACCGCCACCUCCUCAUGCUGCUGCCAGGUCCAGAGUGUGUCAUGGGUCCCUGUACGGCCUCCCAUUGCUGCUGUCUCCAUCGCCACACUCUGCCAUGUGCCACUUUCAGGUCUCCUCACACUGCUGGUGGGUUCCAUUUUGUCAUAGGGUGCUGGCAGAUUACGGGCCUCCCAUUGCUGCUGCCAGGCACGUAAUCUGCCAUGGGCCCCCGUACCGACUCCUCAUGCUGCUGCCA
This is a messenger RNA of Staurois parvus, 396 nucleotides long. NCBI's taxonomy places the organism in Eukaryota, Metazoa, Chordata, Amphibia, Anura, Ranidae. The record is from the annotation of a GenBank genome assembly.